Molecule: messenger RNA, 1939 nt
Organism: Gadus chalcogrammus (walleye pollock)
Lineage: Eukaryota; Metazoa; Chordata; Actinopteri; Gadiformes; Gadidae
Product: homeobox protein Dlx3b-like
Exons: 3
Coding region: 78-1082 (334 amino acids)
Biological process (GO): regulation of transcription by RNA polymerase II; epithelial cell differentiation; embryo development
Molecular function (GO): DNA-binding transcription factor activity, RNA polymerase II-specific; RNA polymerase II cis-regulatory region sequence-specific DNA binding
Source: RefSeq, a predicted model, not a curated record
GAGACUUUGGGGGAGCCAUCAUCUGAUAAUCCUAAUCUAUUAGUCCCGGGACGAGUUUUUGAUCUUCGAUUUGGACCAUGAAUGGGCAAUCUGCGUCCUGCUUCGAAGUGGAUAAGAAGCCCUUCCUGGCCGGUAACUCUCUCCCAGGGACGAAGGAGUCGCCGACUCUCCCGGAGUCUUCCUCCACGGACCUGGGCUUCUACAGCGGCCACGGGAGCCUCCAGCAGCAGCAGCAACACCACGGCCAGCAGCAUGACUUCUACCCGGCACAGCAGCAGUCGUUCGCAGGCCAGCCCCUCAACCCCUACUCGUACCACCAUCACCACUACAACCUGAGCGGGCCGUACUCCACAGGUAAAGCCGAGUACCCCCCCUACCCGUCGCCCCCUUACCGCCAGCAAGGAGCAUUCAGCCGGGCGGGGAAGUCACCGUUGGAGGAUCUCGUGAAAGAGGAACCAGAGGUGGAGGUUCGCAUGGUCAACGGGAAGCCCAAGAAGAUCCGCAAGCCCCGCACCAUCUACUCCAGCUACCAGCUGGCCGCCCUGCAGCGGCGCUUCCAGACUGCGCAGUACCUGGCCCUGCCCGAGAGGGCUGAGCUGGCCGCCCAGCUGGGCCUGACGCAGACACAGGUGAAGAUCUGGUUCCAGAACCGCCGCUCCAAGUUCAAGAAACUCUACAAAAACGGAGAAUUCCCCUUGGGGGAUCUGCCCAUCGACCACAGCCCGGACGCCAGCGACUCCAUGGUUUGCAACUCCCCUCCAUCCCCUGCCGUGUGGGAAAAUAAAACCACCAACAACAACAAUAACAACAACAACAUCAACAACGACGAGGAAGGCAGCGGCGUCGACAGCAACAACCUCAGCAGCAUCGGCAACAGCAGCAGCAGUAACCGCAAAAGCCAUGCACUACUGGAAGACGCCAGCAGGGGGCAUGGCCUUUACCAGUCUCCGGUCAGCUCGACUGCGGCCUACAUGGCGGAGUACACGCACCAGAACUGGUACCCGCAGCACGGCGUGCAUUUAGAAUUGCCGGCUUCUGCGCCCGCACCGCCGUCAUCACAGAAUUUGGGAGCCGUGUACUGAGUCAUCGUCACAAGACUGCAAGAAAAUAAAAUGCCCUGCAGGUGUUUUGAUUUGGAAAACCUCUGCGUUUUGGUUCCUCUCUCAAUGGGAGGAUUGUGAGGCCUAUUUUGUAUUUGUCGUUGACCCACUUCGACAGUUUCUCACGCCUUUUAAAGGACAAACUUUUAAAUUAUUUGAGACUUGAAACACUUGACUUUUCCGUCCCUUAUUUAGGAACUAGGAUUUAUUUUGAUAAGGAAUCUAAGGUGUGAUGGUGGCGUUAUUAUUUUUUGGGGGGAAAUGAGUCCCAAUGAACACGUUGUUUAAAGUGUUUUCCAACGUCAGCCUGGUUAUCAGAGGGCAGUGUUUAGGAGGGAGGUUUUAUGUCUCGUUCUCCAAGGUCAAAUUGUGUAUACUGUCCUGGUAUUCCUCUUUAAGGGGAAAAGAGAUAAUCGCUAUUCACUGAACUCCUCCAUCGUGUUGUCUUUGUGUUUAUUUAUAUUUCAACAUGUGUAGGGAUUUCCCUUAUUUUCCUGCUACCUUCACUUGCAAACUCUACUACUGCCUUACUUUUGGAACACAACUUCUCAUGAUUAUAAAAAAGGCUUGUGAUAAUAAUCACAUACUGCGUCCCUCGACAGUAGAAAAUGACUCCUCAAAGCAAAAUUGUAACGCUACUCUGAAUCUCAUUGCCUUACAUCUCACAGCUUUAGUUAGUUAUUACAAUUCAGAAACAUAUUUUUCAAUGAUACACAAAAACAUGACACUUUUUGCAAGCAAUGUCUGAUAAGCCAUAUGUUGUAUAUAUUUAUAGUUAUUGGUGAGCUGAUCACUUUAGUUGAAGAUUUUGUAUAAUGCUAGACUAAAUAAUAAUAAAA